Messenger RNA from Salmo salar (Atlantic salmon), 771 nucleotides. The record is from RefSeq and is a predicted model, not a curated record. Lineage: Eukaryota; Metazoa; Chordata; Actinopteri; Salmoniformes; Salmonidae.
ACCCAAGGAGGAAAUACCAUGUGAAACUGUUGGCAUUAAGCCUUGUAGGAGAUGGUUACCAGGCCGACCAGACACUCAGCACCCCAGGAUGUGUGUCUGUACGAGAUCAUCCAGUGGCCUCCCCUCCAGCCCCGGACCAUGUGAUUGCGGUGGCUAACAGCUCGUCAGCGGUGUACCUGCGAUGGAGCCGUCCUGCCUUCUCCUCUAGGAAGGCUGUCAGCUACACAGCUCGCUGUACCCCUGUGGGCCUGAUGAACGCAUCAGCCAUACGCUACAUACAGACUACCAACCAGAGUGUGCUGAUACAGAGCCUGGACUCCAACACUCGCUACGAGUUAGUGGUGCGUCUUCAUGUCGACCAACUGGCCAGUCCCUGGAGCACGGUUGUCUUUCAGAGGACUCUACCAGCAGCGCCCAGCCACCCUCCUGAAGGUGUGAGGGUGAGUCUGAUUGAGGACGGCACAGCCCUGGUUUCCUGGAGAGAACCAGAGGAGAACAACCUGGCAGUGACGCACUACACCAUCCUGUACGCCUCACAGAGGGCCUGGCUGGCCGGAUACUGGCAGACGCUGCAGAGGGAGGGAAGUAACACCAUGGCCCUGCUGGAGCGUCUGGAGCCUGGUAACGUCUACCUGGUGAAGAUCUCUGCCUCCAACCAGGUGGGAGACGGGCCCUUCUCUACUACUGUGGAGCUGGCCCUGGGGCCUGGGUCUAGACACAGAGGGAAGAGCCCCAGGCACUCAGGCAGCGCAUCCUCCUCAGACACCACAG